AUGACAAGCCUGGUACUCGUUUUCAUUGCCCUGGCAGCAAUUGAAGCGACAGCAGCUGGAGAAGAUACGAUUGUAAAUGUGCAUCCAUUUGUGUGCAUUGAUGGUUCCAAGAUCCCAUUAGCUAAUGUUUGCGAUGGCAUAUCGAACUGUCCCGAUUCUUCUGACGAACUAAGGAAACUCUGUCAUCAUAUCGUUUGUCCUGCACCCAUGUAUCGAUGUGCUUAUGGUGCAUGUGUCUCAAGAAAUGUUCGCUGCGACGGUUUUCAAGAUUGCGCUGAUGGGAGUGACGAAUUUCGAUGUGAGAUUAAUGAAAUUUGUUCAGAUCGAGAACACCAGUGUUUCUCUUCGUCAAAAUGCGUUCCAUUUGCUCAGAUUUGUAAUGGGUAUGAAGACUGCGCUGACGGUAGUGAUGAAAGUCCAACACUUUGUAAAGAAUAUCCAUGUCCAUCUCACACAUACUCUUGUUCUUAUGGAGGCUGUAUACAUCAAGAAGUACUUUGCGAUGGUGUUAAAGAUUGUGUUGAUGGAACUGACGAAGAUCCCAAUAUCUGUACUGCUAUUAAUUGCAUAGGUGACGAAUGUAGCAAAUUUACUUGCAGGGAAAAGGAGUUUGCUUGCGAAAGUGGAAGACAAUGCAUUCCCAAAAGCAAACUUUGUGAUGGUGUACAUCAAUGCAGAGAUGCUUCGGAUGAAAAUCCCAAAACUUGCAAAAAAAUUCACUGUGGAGAAGGCACCUAUCGAUGUGCUUAUGGUGCUUGUAUACCAGAACAUCUGAAAUGCAACCUGCAAGCAAACUGCCAUGAUUGGAGCGAUGAAGAUGAAGAAGUAUGUGGAAUUCCCUUACCGGAAGGUGCCUGUCGCUUACCUGCUGCCAAACCCGGAACACAUUAUUUUGUCCACGGGUGCCCAGAAUGUCGUCCAGGUGAUGUAAAGCCGGAACUCACUAGACUCGACUACACCUGCGAUAUUAAAAAUUCACUUCAGGGUUCUAGCACUGUUUAUUGCCAGAACAAUAAUUGGCUUCCUCCGAUUCCAAUGUGUCCCACUGAGGACAAGGAAAUAACUUGUGCCCCAGUUUUUGCACCAGGAGCUAGAAAACGAUGUGAAGCUAAAUGGGGAUCUCAUCAAGGUUGGGUUCCCUGUGAUAAAAAUGUUCCUGUUGGAACGCAAGUUUCCCUUGAAUGUCCAGAAUUUUAUGAAAGAUACUCUGGAGCGUCACAUACCACAUGUCUUCAUGAUGGUACUUGGAGUCAAAUUCCAUUGACCUGUGCGCCUACUUGUGGAGUAAGGGAUACUUCUGUGGAACCAUUAAUCGUCAAUGGAUGGGAAGUCUCGCCAAUUGAUCCUUUACCAUGGCACGCAACUUUAUUCUCACAUGAGAAUGGUAAUUGGUCUUUUUUCUGUGGAGGAACGUUGAUUGCAGAAAGAUUGAUUCUCACUGCUGGUCAUUGUGUCUGGAAAACUGAACCUGAUACAAUAAAGGUGGUACUCGCAACUUUUUCAAGUAACAUCACGAACCGCGAUGAAAACACCCAAAUCAUAGAUGUAGAAAAAAUUGAUAGUCAGGACUCGUAUCAAGACCACGAAGGAAAUUAUAAUUCCGAUGCAGCUCUUUUAAUACUAAAAAAGUCUGUUACGAUAAAUUCUUUAGUGAGACCUGCUUGUAUCGACUGGGAAAAUAAUCUCGAUGUUUCUCUAAGAAGUGGUGAAAUUGGUCUAGUUUCUGGCUUGGGAUUAACAGAAAACGACACUUACAGCAAGACUUUACGAGUAACUUCCCUGAGGAUAGUUUCGGAAGAGAAAUGUCGCGAAAGUCAUACGAAAGAUUUUAGAAAAUAUUUAACUUAUACGACAUUUUGUGCUGGGUGGGAAAAUGGAACUGGAGUUUGUAAUGGAGAUAGUGGUGGAGGAUUAGUUCUUCAAAAACCUAACACAUCGAUAUGGGAAAUUCAGGGUAUUGUUUCCAUUAGUCCUAGAAGAUUAGGAUCCGCUUUCUGCGAUCCUAAUUACUACACAAUUUUCACAAAGGUUUCCGUCUACAGUGCUUGGAUCAGAAAAAUUUUGGAAACUCUUCCAAUACUUGGACCACCUGAUUUACAAGAAUCGCCUAAUAAAGACACUACGAUUGCUUGAAUUAAUUCUCGUAAUCAUAUUCAAUAAUAAAAAAUUUAAUUUAAAUUUGAAAUAGAAAUUUUAAGGCGACUUUUUCCAUUUGCAAUUGUCAUGAGUGGAUUCAAUUACAAUUAACCUUUUUUUAUAACUGAAUAAUAAUGGUUCUAAACUUUUAUCUAGACUUUUAUAAUGGCGGUCGCAAUAAAUUCUGAU
Belonocnema kinseyi is the source of this 2325-nucleotide messenger RNA. RefSeq names its product modular serine protease-like. Gene Ontology annotation, biological process: proteolysis. The transcript is spliced from 11 exons. Gene Ontology annotation, cellular component: plasma membrane. Bases 1 to 2133 code for a protein of 710 amino acids. NCBI's taxonomy places the organism in Eukaryota, Metazoa, Arthropoda, Insecta, Hymenoptera, Cynipidae. Gene Ontology annotation, molecular function: serine-type endopeptidase activity; G protein-coupled receptor activity; protein binding. The record is from RefSeq and is a predicted model, not a curated record.